Rana temporaria (common frog) is the source of this 793-nucleotide messenger RNA. RefSeq names its product heme-binding protein 2-like. The record is from RefSeq and is a predicted model, not a curated record. The transcript is spliced from 4 exons. Lineage: Eukaryota; Metazoa; Chordata; Amphibia; Anura; Ranidae. Gene Ontology annotation, cellular component: cytoplasm. Bases 38 to 670 code for a protein of 210 amino acids.
CCAGCAAGUUCAGACAUCUCAGCAUCAGAGGACAGACAUGGAGAUCAAGUAUCAGCUGCUGAUCAGUCUACUGCUUGUGCUUGGGACUUCACAAGCAACUGAACAAGGACCUGAUGGCCCAGAUGUGUACCAGAAACCAAAAUUCUGUGGCAAGUUAGAUUGCCCCAUAUACCAACUGGUGAAACAAUAUGAUAAAUUUGAACAUCGUGCCUAUGAAGCCACUCGAUGGGUAAAAACUUCACUUGAAAGUGAUUUCUUCGGCCUGGGGAUGGUGAAAAGCUUCAGGCGCUUGUUCAAGUACAUUACUGGGUCAAAUGCUGAAGAGAUGAAGAUUAACAUGACUGUGCCUGUGGUGAUAUAUGUGCCACUGAACCAGCCCCCAGCUGGUAAUUCCACAAUGUCUUUCUUUGUGCCACAUGAAGUACAGAAUCCUCCACAACCAACAGACCCGAAUGUUUAUCUGAGAAACUCGCCUGCAAAGUCCAUCUAUGUUAGGAGUUUUGGAAACUAUGCCUUGGACUCUACUUAUGCCAAGGAAGCCAAAGUCUUGGCAGAAGAGCUGCGAGCCCUUGGCUUGGAGUUUGAGGACUCUUUCUAUCUUCGUGUCGGCUAUAAUGAUCCUUUUACACUCUUUGACCGUCACAAUGAAGUGUGGUUCGUGGCAAAGUAAACAUGAUUGCAGCCCUUAAAGCAUAUUCAUCUGAAAUCCAGUUUUUUUGAGACUGUUCUUUUCUGACUUGUAGCUUAUUUUUUUAUUUUUUGUACAUUUAUUAAACAUCAGUUUGUUAUAGAA